UCCCGGCCCGUGCGGGCGCGAGGAGCGGCCCAGUCUGCAGCGCGGCCCCCGGGGAAUCGCCCCGGCCCGGCGGUGAGUGGGGGCGCCGGGGAGACCCAGAGUCGCGGCGAGAGGCGGCCCCGGGGCGGGAGGGAAACAGACGCAGCAGCAGAGGCGGGACAUCGCUCCCUGGAGGAAGCGGCAGAGCGAGAGUCCAGCGGCCUUUGCAGGGACAGAGCUAAUGGAGGGAGCUCUGGGAAUGGAUGGGAAACCGGGAUCUUUGUCAGGUCUGAACGUGGCUAUCGCUCCAGGCGUGGUGAGCCGAGGAUGAAGAAGGUGUCAAGGAAGAGCCAGAAUGAGAAGUACCGGCUGAAGUACAGCCGGCUGCGCCGGGCAGCCAAGGCCAUGGUGUUCGAGAAUGCAGCACUGUGCGAUGAAAUUGCCCGGCUGGAGGAGAAAUUCCUGCGGGCGAGAGAGGAGCGUCGAUUCCUCUUCACCAAGCUGCUGCAGCUGCAGGCGCUGGCAGCCGAGGAGGAGAGCCCGGCGGUGCCCCUGGGGGGCAUUUCAGCAGGGUACAGCGUGGCACCAACGCCUGGCCCAGAUGAGCCAGCACCUGCGGGGAAGCGGCCCAAGAAGGGCAAGGAGAACGGGCGUGCGGCCAAGCGGCGGGCAGCGCCAGACAGGGGGGUGCGGCGGCUGGUGCAGCCAGUGCCGCUGGACCCCUCGGGUCGGCCUGUCUUCCCCAUCGCGCUGGGCGGGCUGACGGUCUACAGCCUGGGGGAGAUCGUGGCCGACCGGCCAGGCUUCCACGAUGAGGGGGCCAUCUACCCAGUGGGCUUCUGCAGCACCCGGGUCUACGCCAGCAUGCGGCGCCCUGACCAGCGCUGCCUCUACACCUGCCAGAUCAAAGAUGGUGGGGCAGGCCCCCGCUUCGAGAUCGUGCCUGAGGAUGAGCCGGGCAGUGCCCUGGCAGGCACCACGGCUGACACCUGCCACACCCAGCUGCUGGCGGCCAUCAGUGCUGCCCGGGGGCGGCCCUACCCUGAGCUGGAGCCAGCCGGGGCUGAUUUCUUUGGCUUCUCGCACCCGGCCGUGCACAACCUGAUCCAGAGCUGCCCCGGGGCCCGCAAGUGCGGGGCCUACCGCUGGGUCCGCUUCGAGGUGUGUCGUCCCGGGGACGGGCAGGUGCCUCAGGGGCUGCCCGACAACUGCGCCGCCACCGACUUCCAGUCCUUCCGCCGCCGCGCCCAGGAGGAGGAGGAACGGGACCGCGGAGGGGGCGGGCCUGGGGGGCGCGCCCUGGGGCUGACCCCUGCCCAGGCCUUCACUUCCCCCCGCUCCUACGGGGACGUGUUCCUGAGCCGCCCUCCCGCGUCCCCCAGCCAUGGCAGCCCCGAUGGCUCUGAUGACUGAGACCCCGUCUCCCCCUCGACCCUGGUGUGGCCUCCAUGGAGCCCCUCCCCCCUCCCGUUAUGGCCUGCACAGCUCUUCCCAUGGAGCCCCCCCCCUCCAUCCCAGCGCAGCCCCCCUGGCGCCUCCCACUGAGCCCCUCCAUCCGUGGCAGCCCUGACCACUGAGACCUCCAUCUCCCACCAACACAGCAGGGCCCCACAGCUCCUUGCACUGACUCCCCCCUCCCCCCGUGUGGGCCUCACAUGCCCCUGGCAUGAUCCCGACAGCUCCUCCCACUGAGGAGCUCUCCACCCCAGUAUAACGCCACCCCAGCAUAACGCCCCCCCCCCCCCCCCCCGCACUGCUGGCCCUGGUGGUGGUGCUUUCUGUGGGAACGUGUGCAGCUGACUCCAGGUGGGGCUUGUCCCCGCCCUGUGUGAACACUCUGCUCACUAAUAAAGAUGAUGGUGGAAGCCACA
This is a messenger RNA of Chelonia mydas (Green sea turtle), 1850 nucleotides long. It is a transcript of the gene FYRD1, whose product is annotated as transforming growth factor beta regulator 1. Gene Ontology annotation, biological process: regulation of cell cycle. The record is from RefSeq and is a predicted model, not a curated record. Gene Ontology annotation, cellular component: nucleus. NCBI's taxonomy places the organism in Eukaryota, Metazoa, Chordata, Testudines, Cheloniidae. The transcript has 3 exons. Bases 307 to 1392 code for a protein of 361 amino acids.